Messenger RNA from Peronospora matthiolae, 2403 nucleotides. Lineage: Eukaryota; Oomycota; Peronosporomycetes; Peronosporales; Peronosporaceae. The record is from the annotation of a GenBank genome assembly.
AUGGGGAAACUGCGCUACUCGGUCGCGGCUUGUACGAGCGCAGACGCGACUGUUGCGGCGUCAGACGGUGCAGAACAGGUCCCUACGUCGCUGCGCUACAUGACUGCCAGGAACUGCUCGUACCCUCAGGAGAUCGUGCUGCAGCUGAAAGACGGACGCUGUCGACUCACGCACGUCCAGAUCUUGUCCCACGAGACGCACAUUGCGCGUAAACUGGAGCUCUUCGUGUCCCCAAGUCUCUCGUUCGAUACGAACAACGACAAAGACGUUGGUGACGUGAAUCGCUUUCGUCGCUUGGGCUUCGUUCGGCUCAAACCGAAUACUGAGAGCACGUACAGAGCCAGAGAGCUCAAGACGGCGCACGUGCAGGCUGAAGCUGCGCUGUUGAAGCUGCGGAUCCACGACUGCUACGUGAACGAACACAAUCGGUACAAUCAAGUGGGCAUUAUGGCCAUUCAUGUCUAUGGCGAACCUCUGAGUCUGCUGACGAGCUGCUUGGCGGAUGAAGAAGUUGGUGCUCGAUCGUUUGUAGACGAGGAGAAUGUUAUGCGUGAUGGGACGAUUGACUGGCGCCGUUGGACGAAGGUGGGCGCUGAAAUGGCUGCCAGGAUCCGUGAGAUUCAAGUAGCAAAAGACCGAGCGGUUGAUAUUGAAGACUACGACCAAGCAAAGAUUCUGAAACAACGAGAGGAGAAGCUUAGGAGCUUUGGACUGGAGCUCGCGAGACUUGAAGCGCAGAAGAGAGAGGCUGCGGCUAUGGAAGACUAUGACAAAGCCAAGAAGAUUAAACAGGAGAUUCGGAGGCUCGAGGCUAUGGUCAGCAGUAACGAGAUGCAGCCGGUUUUGCCGAUACCGACAACGAGUGGCUUCCUCACAAAGAGUCAAGCGAUGCCGCAGUGUCAAGUAAUGCACCGCUCAUUCUUAAAUUCCUCGUCGCGAGAUACGUACCUUGAAGUAUCGCAGGUUGUGAAGAAGGGAAGUUUGUAUGACGAAGGCCACAGCGUCCUACGUCGUUCUGCCCAAGGAUGCUUUUCUGAGUAUAAUGAGCAGGAAUCUGCACGUGGUCGUGACGAUGCUGAACAGGGGGAUGGCAAACGUCGAUCUUUGAAUCCUCAUUUCGAAAGAACCUCAGGUGCUGCUAAUUUGCCCGAACCAGACGAACUUCCUGCAGAACUUGCAAAAGAAAGCGAGAAGCUUGUUUCUGUGAUUGGAUCGUUCUCUACACGAUGUUUAUAUAGCAACUUGUGGAACCAUCGGGAUGCAGCGAUUCGAAAAGUUACAAUGGAGAUGAACAACUACACUGCCGAACCGAUCGAGGUACUGGAGGUGUGCUCUUUUUUAGCUCAAAGUGGCGUCGGAGACCGCAUUGCACAGGUCGCGCUUGCUGCUUUUUGUCUGGUCGAUCGAAUGGUGUCGUUUGGUGCGAGUAUUCGCAAAGAUGACAUGUGUCGGAUCCUAGGUAACACGAUGACUCAAAUCGUUAACAAGCUGGGUGAACCUCAUGCUAAGCUUCGCAAGAAAGCAGUGGUGGCGUUGGAACAUUUAGCAGCUGCUGAAAAUGUUGGCGUGGCUUUUGUCGCAUUGCAUCUCUCGAAGUGCUCGAACACGCAGCCAGGGCUGAAGCUUUUGCAGGGUCGACUACUUGUCUUGAAAAAGCUACUUGCGGCAUUCAAUCUAGUGCCGGGUACCGUCUUUACAGCAUCUGGCAUCAUGGCGUUUCUUGAAGGCUGCAACUGCCUAGCACAUCAAAGCCGUGAGAUUCGGGAAGCUGGAAAGGACAUUACUGUGUUGCUGUAUCGUGUCGUCGGCAACGAGGUACACGGGUACUUGAAAUCUCUCCGGCCAAAGCAGCUAGCUGACUAUCAAGCAGCGUUUGAUGCAGCCGAAACUGCGAAGACUUCGAACCCUGAUGGCAGUUUUGCAUCCGUUUUAACUGCUGGCUAUAGCACAUGUCGACUGGACAAGCUAUCAUAUGAGCCCAAGAUACAAUUCGAGCGUGGAGUGGAGGACGUAGUCGGCAAAGAAGACGGGGAAUUGAUGGGCAAGCAUACGUGCCCUUUCUGUGGUGUCGUGAACGAGAAUUCUGAUACAGACCAACAUUUUUGGAAAUCGUGUAAAAUGCUUACGCCAUGCAAGAUGUGUGGCCAAGUGAUUGAGAUAUCACUGCUGACUGAUCAUCUGCUUACGGAGUGCGAGAUGCGGCAGAAUUAUCGCGAGUGUCCCCGUUGUGGCGAAGCCAUUAUCAAUAAAUUCUUUGAGCGGCAUGUGUCUCUUAACGACUGUCCCCUUCGUGUACUGUGCGGAAACCGCUGCCCACUCUGCCACGAGGAUACUGCUCCUGGCAAAAAUGGUUGGCGACAUCAUCUACUAGACGAAGGCUGCCCGAGCAACCCACGGAGGUAA